AUGGCUGCGGAGACAGGAACUGCGGAAGGGUCUAGAAGACCCCGGCGCUUCACGUUCUCCGACGAAGCCCCUGCCCCGCAGUCUGCACCGGCGCCAAGCGCCUCGUCGACUGCCAUCCCUCCGCGGCAAGGCUUUUCAGCGGCCACCCCGCCGCCUUCCUACGGGGGCUUCAGCCAGCAACCAAGACCGGCACCGGCAGUACAUCCACCGGCUGGUUGGCCCCAGCAGAACUGGGGAACUGCCCCUGCUGCCGGUUGGGGCGCUGGUGCUGGUGCUGGCCUCGCCGGUGCAGGUGAUGGCUGGGGAGGCGAUGCUUGGGCAGGUGGUUGGGGCCCAGGCGAUGGCUGGGCAGGCUGGGGGCAGGGUGCCUGGGGCAAGGGAGGAGGCGGCGCAGGUGCGUUUGGCGGCCCUCCCAUGUUCGGGACCGUGCUGAUUGGCACGGUAAAGAGUUACUCUGCCGUCAAAGGCUUUGGGUUCCUCAUUCACCCUGACAUUCCGCAGGACAUAUGGUUUGCGAAGGAAACCGUGGCUGCGGAGCUCAGGACCUCCGACCUAGCAGGGACUGCCAUGGCUUUCGAGCUCAUGAGGGCCCCGGAUGGCAAGCCUCAGGCUCGCAAUCUGCGACCCGCCCCGGCUGGUGCCGGGAUGCCCCCACCCCCGGUGAACCCCAAUCACCACCCGCAUGCAAUGCCGGGCUUCCGGCCGGGAAUGCCUGGCCUUCCCGGCCUUGCCGGAUGCCCGGGCCUCGUCCGGCCUGGCUUCCCUGGCGCAGUUCGUCCUUUAGGAGCCAUGGGUGUUGGAGUUGGAGUUCCGCUCGGUGGCUGUGGCCAGCCCAAACGACGGGCUUGGUCGCCUCAUGCCGGUUCUCGAGCCAUAGCUACAGCCUCUUUGGAAGAGGGGCAGGACUCGUCGGAUGGGCCGAGCCAGAAGCGGCGGCGGCUCAGUGUGCCUUCGUCGCUACAGGGCCUCUUCGAACGUGCCGAGGAGCCGGAGGACCAUGGUGGCCGAAAGCGCCGCGUGCCACAUGUCGAAGGGAACUACCCGACCUUAGUGUUUAUUCCCGUGACAAUGACGCGAGCGUGGCGACGGACUGGUGACCGCUGCAAGGCGCUGCUGUCUCGGCUGGCACCCCAGGCAGAUGUCCUCAGCACAGAUCCGGAGGUCGGCGCAGGAUGGCAUGUCAGCUUGGCCCCUUUGAUGAUGCUGCGGCGCCAAUCCAUCCAGCCUUUCGAGGAGAGGCUGCGCAAGCUGGCAGAGGGCCUCAGCAUGCCGGACGGGGUGCAGGAGGACAUCUGGUUCAACGAGACCUUGGAGGUUUUCUCUUCGGCUGAGGGCGACAGAUAUUUUGCCGGUGUCUCUGCUGUCUCCACCUCGCAACGAUGGUUGCGGCCGCUAGCAGCUGCAGUGACCUCCGCAGCGCGCGAUCUUGGGGUCUCUGUGGCGACUCACAGUGCAGAUCUGCUCCAGCUGCACUGCUCGCUGGCGUGGACGACAAGCGAGCUGCGGCCAGCGCUCAGUGCCGCGGGCGCCGAGAUGCAGGAAAGUCCAUGGGGCCGAAGAUGGAUCUUGCAGGACGGAGCCGGGGUACCCCUCAAGCUGCGGGUCAAGGGCCUCUGCGCCAGAAUCGGCGACCGAACUUCAAGUGCUGCCUUCACGCAGCUCAAAGGCGGUUCAAGCGAGGACGAGGAGUCCUUGUCUGGGAGUGGCGAUGACCAUGACCAAACCUUGACCUGA
Molecule: messenger RNA, 1734 nt
Organism: Symbiodinium sp. CCMP2456
Lineage: Eukaryota; Dinophyceae; Suessiales; Symbiodiniaceae
Source: the annotation of a GenBank genome assembly